Thamnophis sirtalis is the source of this 2460-nucleotide messenger RNA. The record is from RefSeq and is a predicted model, not a curated record. Lineage: Eukaryota; Metazoa; Chordata; Lepidosauria; Squamata; Natricidae.
AUGACCUUUUCAAGUUCCACAAACUUAAGCCAAAUCUGAAGUGGCGACAGGCAUUGGAGAGCUACAUAAAAACCAUGCCUCCUUACUACUUAGUGCCAUUAAAGAAAGCCCUAAGGAUGAUGGGAGCUCCAAAUCUGAUAUCAGAUAAUUUAGAUUGUGGACUUAGUUACAGUGUUAUCUCUUACCUUAAAAAACUCAGCCAACAGACAAAAUUAGAAUCGGAGCGGAUAAUAGCGUCCGUGGGUAAGAAACCCCCGCAAGAGACGGGCAUUAAAGUGAAGAGUCACUCCAGCGGCUUGUCCCUCAUCCAGAGCAGGGAUUUCAAGCAGUUGCUUCAAGGGAUUUCGGGCGACUCUCCCCUGAGGCUGCCUGAAAUGAACGUGAAGGAAUUUGCUGGCUUCCACAUAGGGCUCUUGAAUAAGGAUCUCAAGCCACAGGCCUUCCGCAACGCUUACGAUAUUCCUCGCCGCAGCCUGUUAGACCAGCUGACCCGGAUGAGAACCAACCUGUUGAAAACACACAAGUUCAUUCUAGGCCAGGAUGAAGUCACACUUUCGGAAACCCUUUCAAGCAGGAUAAAAAGGGAAUGAUGAUUGAUGAAGCGGAUGAAUUCGUCGCCGGUCCUCAGAACAAAGUCAAACGUCCAGGAGAGCCCAACACGCCGGCCUCCCUGAAGAGAAGGCGCAGCAUGUCCCCGUUCUUAAGACGGCCGCAGUCGCCGCCCGUCGUAGCCAACCACGUUGGCGGGAAAGGGUCGCCCUCGGCUGCCGGGCCCCCAUCCAGCCCGAAUGCUAAAACCACGCCAGCUUAUAAAGAUGCAAACAGCAACACGGUUCAAGACGGCAACGGUGAAAAGAAAGCCGAGAACUCCCAGCCGCUGGACAAACCAGGGGACGGACCUUUGGUGCAUCUUGUUCCUCCGUCCCCGGCCGCCGUGGUGGACGAAGAACUGCCAAACGAUAUGGACUCUUUGACCGGUGAACUGAACUGUGUUGGGGAAGAUGGGCUGGACCAUAGACCCAUGGUCAAUUCCCUCGUACGGGGCCCUUUAAACUACAGCAUGUCCGCCGAAGACCAAAAGCUACUGGUGGAGCCAGCUUCUGGAACUGUGCCAAAUUCAGUGAAAAUCACAUCCAAUAUGUUUGAAGGGAACAACGAGGUUAUCAAAAUCAAGGUUAUGAAAGAAGUUCGCAAACCCGGGAGAAAUUAUGAAAAAAUCUUCUCCCUCCUAGAAGAAAUACAAGGCCCCGUAGAGGUUCAGAAAUAUUUCAUUGAAUUUGCUAUCAAAGAAGCAACAAGGUUUAAAAAACGGGUCUUAAUUCAGCACUUAGAAAGAAUACUAGAGGAAAUAGAGUUCACCAGCCUUCCCAACCGAAUUAAUCAUGUCAACAGUAGAUAAUAAUAGCGUGCCGGCCAGAGGAAUGGACGGGACCGGCCGACAAAAGAGUUUGCUGUGCCGCAGAAGGAUGGAAGAGGACGUGGCAGCCACUGCCUGCGCCAGCCUGGCAGGCCGGCGGCUUUUCGGUGCGCGCCUCAGAAGGAGCAGGGUGAUGUUUUUACGCAUAGCGCACCUCUUUGGCCGGACACCUGAGGAAUUUGCCGCAGGAGGCGUGUGGCUUCCUCCCUCCCCACCCACCUUCGGAGGGCUGAUCUGCCCCUGGGCCGAAGAAAGACACUCGGUGCCGCCUCCCCCAGGGUCCCUGCAGGUGAUGAGAAUUUACUCAUUUGAACCCUUGGCUGUUAAGACACUUUGGCUGUAGGCCACCAGGGCGAAUGGCGCAAACCCCCCCCUUGUGUUAUCUCUGCACUUGUGUCGGAGCGAUCCUUUGUCCUAAAAAAAAAAAACGAAAGGAAAGAGGAGGAGGAGGAGGAGGAAAGGCCCUCCGUGGUGGUAGUCCACCUUGUCGCUACGGGCAGGAAGGUGGCCCUUUCCCACGAGAGCAGCUAGCCAACCCAGAGGUCUCGGGGGUCAGUUGGAUUGACAGGCGCUGCUCUUCCUGGGUGGAAGGAGAGACGCCCUGGGACGGACGGAUGGACUGGCUGGCCGGCGGCGGCAGCUGCUGCAGCUGCUCCUAUGGUAGCCCCCCCCCCCUCUACAACCUACCUCAGUCUUCCUCUUCUUCUUCUUCUUUUGUCUGCAGGGGCGCCCGAGGCUCCCCCAGGUCCCAGACUUCAGUUCUCUUUCAUCUCGGUGAGGAGGACGGAGACUCUUCUCGUGGACUUGGCUUUGGAGGCGCUUAAAAGGAAACUUGGGGGGUUUAGGAACAAAAAACAAAAAAAGCCAGGGGGGGAAAAAAAGAGAGAACUCCCCUCCCUCCCCCGUCCCCUCCCUCCACACGGAUUUUACUUUUUAAAUGUUCAUACUAGAAGAAAUUAUUUUGGGACAGUCUUGUUGAGCAGAUCCUUCAUUUGAGAUAUCAAAUGGCGUGUGUGUGUGUGCGUGUAUAUAGACAUCUAUAC